Spinacia oleracea (spinach) is the source of this 3988-nucleotide messenger RNA. Its product is annotated as protein DETOXIFICATION 45, chloroplastic-like. The transcript has 7 exons. The coding region runs from base 2869 to 3330 and encodes 153 amino acids. The record is from RefSeq and is a predicted model, not a curated record. Gene Ontology annotation, cellular component: chloroplast. Lineage: Eukaryota; Viridiplantae; Streptophyta; Magnoliopsida; Caryophyllales; Amaranthaceae.
UUUGCUGGAAGACUAACUUUGGUGCAAUCUGUACUGAUGACUAUCCAAACAUAUUGGACUCAGAUCAUGAUUCUUCCAAAGAGUAUCUUCAAAAAUUUCAAUAACAUUUGUAGAUGCUUUCUCUGGAAAGGGGUUGCUGAUUAUAGUAGUCCUGGUAAAGUGGCUUGGAAACAACUGUGCAGACCAAAGAAUGAGGGUGGAUUGGGGCUGGUUAAUUUAAAUCUAUGGAAUCUAGCUGCUAUGGGAAAACAUGUGUGGAUGAUAGCCACAAAAAGAGAAAACAUCUGGGUUAGAUGGGUUCACUCAGUGUAUAUUAAAGGGGAGAAUUGGUUGGAUUGCUCUCCUAAGAAUACUGAUAGUUGGUACUGGAGGUCCAUUCGUCAUGUUAGAGAUCUGAUGAAAGUUCAUCUGUCAGAGGCUCAGUUAUGUUCUAUCCAGAAAUACUCUAUCAAAAAAGCAUACUGCAAGUUGAUCCUUCCUGUUGCUGAAAAAGUAUACUGGGCUAGUGCUGUGUGGAGUCGUUUAGCCCAAGCUAAGCACAUAUUCAUCACCUGGCUAGCUAUUUUAGAAAGACUUAACACUAAAGACAGAUUAAGAUAGUUUGGGCUGUCUAUGGAUGAUUUAUGCUUACUGUGUGGUGCUGAUACUGAGAACCAUAAUCAUCUGUUUUUUUUGCUGUCACUAUAGUUCUCACAGUUGGUCUCAAAUUGCUGGCUUCUUGCACAUUAGUCCCACUACUAGAUAUCAACCUCAGUUGAUUAGAUGGAUCCAUAGGAGGAACAUCUCUAAAUUCAGAAAAGGGGUGUAUUUCACCUUUGUCUAGUGCACUGUCUAUCACAUAUGGAAAGAAAGGAACAAUGCAUUCUGGAACAAUCAGAUUAGCUGCAUUGAUAAAUUGUGUAGCCUUGUAAAGAGUAGUGCUUGUAAUAGAUUGUAUUUUGUUCUGCCUAGAGUUCUUAACUCAAGGGAUAGGAGCUGGUUUCUUACCCUUGCAGAAGGGUAGUCUUGUUUGGCUUUGUGCUUGUUGGUAAGUUUCAGUGGAGGUUUGUUCCACUUGAUGCCAGUUUGUAAUUGUUGUGAAUAAUAUAUACAAAAUCACUAGUAGAAAAAACCCCUGUUGCAACCCCCUUGUUGCAGCGUACAUGUAAUAAUACGCUUCAACAACCAGUAGGUCAACGCGGGUCAAACUUUAUAAAGGGUUGUUGCAGCGUACAAAUUAAUUGCCCGCAGCAAGAGAGUUUUUUGCAGCGUACAAAAUAAAAGCCCCCUGCAAUAGCCCAUUUAUUUUGCAGCGUACAGAUAAAAGCCCGCUGCAAUAAAAAAAUUUCGCUGCAAAGCUAAUUAAGAAAAACAUUUCGGAUCUCAAACCUAAGGACGCUCAUACUCCCUCUUCUUCCCUCAGCUUUCCCUGCGUACUCUCUCACCUCCUCAUUCUUCUUCUUCUUCAUCUGCUCUCUUUCUCUCUCCUAAAUCCCUUCUUUCUCCGCCUGAACCACCACCUUGAAUUCUGUCGCUGCCCUACCCCCUCCCAUCGUCAUCCCCGCAGUUCCUUCACUCCACCACACUCAAUUUUACAUCUUAUCUUUCGCUUCAAGAAAUUUGAAAGGGGUGACGUAAAAAAUGGGAACCCGAGAAGUGUACGAGGAGAAGCUUCGAACUGGAAAUGUGUAUCACCAUGAUCCCACCAUUAAUCCUGGCCUCGGCACCCCUCGCUGCCCCCGUUGUCUCUUUCUCCUCGACUCCGAUUUUGUAUAUUCUCUUUGACCCUUGUUAAUUUUUUAUUGUUUUAUUGUUUUUCUCUGCCUUUUUCUAUGCACAUAAACUGUUCGAUGAUUUGUCUCUCAGAAAUUUCUUGCAUUUCUGACGAUUUCCCUUUUUGGGUUUCUUUUUGAUUUAGAAAAAUGGUGAAUGGACAAUUACUUCUGUCUUGCACGAUGCUACAGCUGUGGUAUGCUCUCUCUCUUUCUCUUUGCUUAUACCCAGAUAAGCCAGACUUCCCCCAAUUCUGAGGUCCUUUUCGUGAAUUCUCCCCCGUUUUCUCGCCGCGGUUUCUUCCCCAGGUAACUCCCAUUUCGACGCUUUUUUCUGAAUCCCCCCUUUUUUGUUCUAAGUUUUCUCUAAUUCGUGGUUUUUUUGGGUUUUUUGCAAGUAAUUGUUGAAAUUGGGUGACAAUUCGUCUUGGUUUUUGUGAAAAUUUGCUCGAGUCUUUCUCUCCAAGCAUCUGGCCUUCGACCUCAGCCUUCGAACUCAGCCGCCUUCGAAAUUGAGGAGGUAUAGUUUUCUAACUUUUUGUAUUUGUUUUUCCCUAAUUUCGUAUUUUUAGGGUUUGCUUUCAGUCAAUUCUUGAUUUUCCCCUAAUUUCGUAUUUUUAGGGUUUGAUAAUAUAAAUUAUUCUUAUUCUUAUUUUUUGUGUUACUUGAUCUUUUGGUGAUACCACAUUACAACUAUUUGAGCCACGCAUCUCAAAAAUAUACGUUGGUAAAAAUACUUCUCUGCGAUAAUGAUUAUGUUGAAACUACUGUUGAUUUGAAUCUUUAAGUUUUAAGCAUGUCCCUUUUAUGUUAGUUUAUUUUUAAUGACUUCGCAGUGAGUCUGUACUUCAGCCCCUCAACCAGUUGCCUCCUCCAAAUGUCAAACGGGAGCUUAUAAUGCUUUCUUUACCGGCAAUAGCUAGCCAGGCCAUUGAUCCUAUGGCUCAGCUGAUGGAGACAGCUUAUAUUGGCAGUUUAGGUCCUGUACAGCUGGCAUCCGCUGGUGUUUCUAUGUCUAUCUUUAAUAUCAUUUCAAAGCUAUUCAACAUACCACUUCUUAGUGUUGCUACUUCUUUCGUAGCUGAAGAUUUAGCAAAGUCUUCUUCAGGAUUCUCCUAUGCGAGUACAAGCAGAGAAGUUUCUGUCGCUUAGAGCUCUUGGUGCCCCCGCUGUUGUACUUUCUCUGGCUCUUCAGGGUGUGCUGAGGGGAUUUAAGGACACAAAAACCCCUGUAUUCUGUCUAGGUGUUGCCAAUCUUGCAGCUGUUUUUCUGUUCCCGCUUUUCAUAAAUUAUUUUCAGAUGGGUGUCACUGGAGCAGCCACUGCCACUGUUGUGUCUCAAUACAUAGGUAGCUUCUUGAUGAUUUGGUUUCUUAGCAAGAGAGUAAUAUUAUUACCUCCAAAAUUUGGAGAUCUGAAGUUUGGGGUCUAUUUAAAAUCUGGUGGAUUUCUUAUUGGAAGAACUGUGGCUGUUUUGAUAACUAUGACGAUUGGGACCUCGAUGGCUGCUCGUCAAGGUCCUCUAGCUAUGGCUGCUCACCAAAUCUGUAUGCAAGUGUGGUUGGUUGUCUCUCUUUGAUGGAUUGGCCGCAUCUGGUCAGGUCUACACUCCGAGGAUUGCGCCUUAUGCGAGGAAUUUGAUGUGGUUCGUGAGCAAUGGGCUAAGUUUUUUACCAACAAGUAUUUAUUAUUGGCUUUAGCGCGCUUGAUCGAGUUGGUUUAGUUGUUAUAGAAUAAAUUUUAUAUUAAAAUGUAUGUUUAUGUUGAAAUUGGAACAUAUAUUUAAAUGUAAUAUGUGCACUUUGGUUUUGGGAUAUAUAGUAUACAAAACUCCAGUUGUUGUUUUUAUAUUUGUUAUACAGGUUGCGUUAUUCUAUUAUUGUUUUGACAGGUUUCUAUAUUUGGUGCAAGGCACUCUAGGUAUCCCUAAACAAAAUUAGAAUUUUCCCGCCAAAAGUGCUUUUUUGCAGCGUACAUAUAUGUUGUACGCUGCAACAAGGGAAAAAAAUUUGGCAAAAAUUCAGACUUGUUGCAGCGUACAAAUAAAUGUACGCUGCAAAAAAUUGAGUAAUUCAGACUUGUUGCAGCGUACAAAUAAAUGUACGCUGCAAAAAGUUGAGUCUUUUGCAGCGUACAUAUAUAUGUACGCUGCAACAAGUCCAAAAUUUUGCCAAUUUUUUGGCACUUGUUGCAGCGUACAUCUAAAAGCCCGCUGCAACAAGUCCAAAAUUUUGCCA